This is a messenger RNA of Schizophyllum commune H4-8, 1186 nucleotides long. RefSeq lists its product as uncharacterized. NCBI's taxonomy places the organism in Eukaryota, Fungi, Basidiomycota, Agaricomycetes, Agaricales, Schizophyllaceae. The record is from RefSeq and is a predicted model, not a curated record. The coding region runs from base 81 to 764 and encodes 227 amino acids. Gene Ontology annotation, cellular component: membrane. The transcript has 6 exons.
CGCCAGUCUAUAUAACUGGCAAUGGCUGUGAGGCAACGCUUUCCUUCGCACCCCACACCACCACUUGUCGCGCUUCAACGAUGGCAACCAAAGGAGGUUCAAACAAUGGUCAGGCCGCCAACGGCCGCGUCUCCAAAUCCAAGGCCGAAAUGAGAGCGGAGUCCAGGGCUGCGACCGAAGCGCGACUCGCCGCCCUCAGGGCCAGGUUGACCACGGAUGCCGCGAGAAUCCUCAAACCCGGAGUGGCGAAGGUGCUCAUGCCCAUCGUCCUCAGUGCCAUCGAGGCGGCGAUUCGGGCGAAGAUGUGGGCGCAAGAGAAUCCUAUCCUGGCCACCACCCUCGCUGGCACAGCGCUUAGCCUCAUCCUCGCCCCCAUUCUGGGUCCCGUCAUCCUCGGCGCUCUAGGGUUCGGACCUGGUGGUGUCGUCGCUUUGAGCUGGGCAGCCAUCAUGCAAGCCAACAUAGGAAACGUCGUCGCUGGUAGCCUUUUCGCGCUAGCGCAGUCCGCUGGUGCGACGGGAAUAAUACCCAUCGCGUGGUGCCUAGCUGCAGGGGCAGCGGGCGGCGUGGUAGCAUGUGGCGGGGCGGUGACCUACGACUUCGUAAGGGGCCGCGAACCUGGGAAGAAUGUCAGAAUUGCUGGCCAAGUAGCCAGUAUCGUGGGCAAGCAGGCCUAUGAUAGCGCCCGUGAGGCAGUCCGCGACUUUGGCGGAUCGGUGGCCCGGCGAUGGCGCGGUAUGUUCAACAAGCGGAAGCGCGAGUGAGGUGCGAGGGCAGAUCCUGACUAGGAUUUUGCGAUGCCUGAUCUGCGGUCGGCGAAGAUGUCUGCCAGUGCUUGCAGGUACACACGGAGUGCAGGCCGUUACCCACGGCGUAGUUCACCGACCUCCGUUGAUCAAUGUACUAUGGACUUUGUCCAGCAACACGACCGCCCUCUAUGUACAAUCAUAAGGAAUUGUAAUCCAACUUGCCAUGAAUCCGUCCACGAACUCCCACAUAUCCGCCUUCGUCCUGUCUCUCGUUCUCCUCACCUCUCCAGUCUGAUACAUCAUGGUCUUUAUCUACUUCACAACCGAGCAUCUGGUUGUCUUGCCAGAGUUGUUUGGCCUCAACUUGACUUUCGAGGAUCGGGUCAUUUGUGGCGAGCAAGCUUCCAAUUCCUAGUAUCCUCGCCACUAGAGGAAGC